AUGGCACAAAACAUCAAAUACUUUAUACUUACUGGUGACCCGGGUGUUGGCAAAACUACUAUGAUUAAAAAAAUAUAUUCAUUACUAAGCUCUAAAGGCGUGAAAACUGUGGGCUUCAUCACUGAAGAAGUGAGACAAAAUAGAGUUCGAGAAGGGUUUGAUAUUGUUUCAUUAGAUGGAGAUAGAGGAAGACUGGCUAGAGACCAAACCAUACUUCCUAGUCCUGUAAAGUUUUCAGUUGGAAAAUAUGGUGUUUUAGUCCAAGAAUUUGAAAAUAUUGCAUUACCAUCUUUAAAAAAGACUGAUGAUUCUUCUGUGUUAGUGAUAGAUGAAAUUGGGAAAAUGGAGUUCUUCAGUCAAAGUUUUAAAUCCAGAAUAAAAGAAAUCUUUAGUUCACAAUCUAAAAAUAUUGUGUUAGCUACAAUACCUGUAAGAAAAAGUGACCCUCUUAUAGAAUCGAUAAGAAAUAAUAACAGAGCGAAAAUCUGGAUGAUUACUAGAGAGAAUAGAAAUCAUAUUCAUGAAGAAAUUUUAAAUGAAAUGAUGACUGUAAUGAAAUUA
Messenger RNA from Brenthis ino (lesser marbled fritillary), 561 nucleotides. Lineage: Eukaryota; Metazoa; Arthropoda; Insecta; Lepidoptera; Nymphalidae. The record is from the annotation of a GenBank genome assembly.